Messenger RNA from Alligator mississippiensis (American alligator), 3851 nucleotides. RefSeq names its product cardiotrophin like cytokine factor 1 (gene CLCF1). The coding region runs from base 1831 to 2598 and encodes 255 amino acids. NCBI's taxonomy places the organism in Eukaryota, Metazoa, Chordata, Crocodylia, Alligatoridae. The transcript is spliced from 2 exons. The record is from RefSeq and is a predicted model, not a curated record.
UUAUUCUUGUCACUUCCCAUGUAAAGGCACAGGGGCAAAUGGCAUGUCAGUGCUGUCAAGAUGGGGCGGAGGAAAUGGAUUUAUUAGAUUUGCUGCCAUCUGUUGAGCUGAAUUGGAAUUGCUCAGCUGUGUGUCAUAGGCCGUGUACUCCUGAUAGCUAAGGAGGAUUCCCCCUUAGCUCACUGGCCAAGACUGGAUUUCAGGAGCUGAUGUCUCCAAAUUCUGCAUCCAGGUUUUCUAGGGUCGUUGGAGCAGUGAUGUUGAUGGUGGAGGCUUGGCUGGCCACAGUUUAGUUGAAAUAGCUGGGAUGCAGCUAUUUCUGGGGUGAAGUGCAUCAGUUGGUUUAUACACAGAUCUUUGCGUAGUACAAGGAUGGUACUUCUGGGACAGGUCCUGGCAGCUGUAUGAACAGGUAUGCCUCAUCCAGUACUGAGUUGCAGGGUUCUCUGGGAUACAGCAUGGCUGCUGUUCCCACAAGGAUCCAGCACAUACGAGGUUGCACCUGCCUCUGGGGUGGGGCAUGGUGCUGUGCAGCAGGCUUGGAAAAUAAAUGAACCAGGCUCCUGUCUCUGGUGCAGGAGGUGCAGGGAAGCAGAAUGUAAUUACCCAGGUUGGGAUGGGUGCAGGGUGCGGCAGAAACAUCUGACUGAGGCAAGGCUCUGCAAAAUGCUCUUUAAUGAAGCACACAAGUACCCUGGGCCCAGGUUUGGUGUCUCAUGGGUGAUUCAUCACAGGUGGGAAUCAACCCCCUCCCAAGCAGGCUCAGCCCGCAACAGGACUGGCUGAGAUGCUGUCAGGAUUCAUGUGCUGGCAUGAGUAAUGGUCACGUUCCCUGCACGGCCAUGAGCCAGCGGCCUACGCAGGCACUACUCCCUACUGGUUCCUUUCUGCCAAGCCCAGCAGAGCCCCAGUGAGAUGCUGAAAAAUCUCACUGCUCUGGAGCCAGAAAUCCCAGUCCUUGAACCGUGUUGGCUCCCAAACCCCAGCACCCAUCAACCUGCACCCCUCGCAGCUCCUGAGAACCUGGCACCCCUCUGCUCCUCAGGCUUAGAUUUCAUAGAUUUUCAGGGUCGGUCUUCUAUCUAUCUUGCCUUUGAACCUGGUAGCUCCCACCACUCUGAGCCCAGUAGGCCCUGAGCCCAGCAUUAGCUGAGCAUUGGAUCGAAUCACACCUUCUAAGCCAUAAAAAAGGCCUUUGUGUUUCCCUCUGCGGCUGGGACCCAGCAGGGAUACCUGGUCCUAGGAGGGAAAGGGAUGGAGCAAGCCAGACACACCUGAAAAAGCAAGUUAGGCCAGACAGGCCUCCGUGACCAUAUCUGCUGCUGGCUCCCAGCUCUUCCCGGUGCGGUUUAUCACCUUUAUGGCUUAUUUGAAACAGGUGUGUGAGACACCCAUAAAAAUACCUGGCCCAGCAGCCAAGGCUGGCAGCUGUUCAGGGCAGCAGGGAGGAGAGCGAGCGACAAGGUGUUAGAGUCGUACAUCCUGCCAUGCAGGGUGCUGGGCUGGGGAGUAGGCCUAACUCCCGCCUCGCUCACUUCAUCCCCUGCCAAAUUGUCUUCAAGCCGGACAGGAAUUUAGUCCUGGUGAGAGUCAGGAUAGCUCCAGACUUGAGUUCAUGUCACUGCUGGGAGGGGGGUGGGGGGAGGCUAGGCACUGCAUGCAGCACCCCUCCCUGGUGCCACAGUCCUGGGCAGGACAGGUUCAGUGUUACAUGCUGCACUCCCUCACAGUGCCCCCUACUGGUUCUGCCCCAUCCCUGGUAUCACGGUGCCCCCUUCCAGGCAGGGCAGGUGGGGCACUUGCAAGCUCCAUUUCUUCCAAGGUGUCAUAAUGCCCCCUGCUGGACAUGUCAGGGCUGGGCACUUGGAGGCUUUCCCACUACCUGUUGUCACUGCCUGGCCUGAGCUCAUGGUUGUGUUUCCCGCAGGAGAUUCUUGGGGGAUCUUUGCCUUCCUGUGUGCUGCGCUCUGGAACCUGCCUGCGGUCCCUGCCCUCAACAACACAGACGAGGCAGGUGCUGGCCAGUCCAUCCAGAAGACAUACGACCUCACCAGGUACCUGGAACACCAGCUUCGCACGCUUGCCGGCACCUAUUUGAAUUACCUCGGGCCGCCCUUCAAUGAGCCGGACUUCAACCCUCCCCGGAUGACAAGGGCCGAGAUGGUGCCCAGUGCAACGGUGGACUUUGAGCUGUGGCGCAGUCUGAAUGACAAUGCCCGGCUGGCAGCUAACUACAGGGCCUACACACACUUGUUAUGCUACCUGCGUGGCAUGGAUGGGCAGGUGGCCAAGGCUGACCUGCGCAAAAGCCUGGGCCACUUCUGCUCCAGCCUGCAGGGGCUAGUGGUGAGCAUCGCAGGUGUCAUGUCCUCACUAGGCUAUCCGCUGCCUGGCUCACUGGGCAGUACUGACCCUGCCUGGGCCCACGGGCCGGGGCCUAUCAGCCCGCACAACGACUUCCUCAAGAAGAUGGAUGACUUCUGGCUGCUCAAGGAGCUGCAAACCUGGCUGUGGCGCUCAGCCAAGGACUUCAACCGCCUCAAAAAGAAGGUGCCCCCUGCUGCCGUCACGCUGCGCCUCGAGGCACAGGGCUUCUGACCCAGCGCCCCACUAUCCACCUACCCACCUGCCCAGCACCAUCACGCUGCCCUGCCAGGCACAGGGCUUUGUUCCCUUCACGGGUUCUGUUUGCUUCCAAAAGGAGGGAUGUGGCCCUUCCCCCAGACACAAUCCAGAGCAGCAAUAGUCCUCUCCCCUGGCAGGCAGACCAGCACUAACACCCACCUCUAGAUUUGGGCACCUCUUAGAGUAGCAUCAUCCCCAUACUGUGUGUCCAGCAAUGAGCCCCACCUCUAUAUGUCAGGGCAGCACCAAGAGGCAAUUAGUCCCUUGCUGCCCCCUGACCUCUUCCUCCAUACUUUCCCCCAACUCGCUCCUUGGGUCCCCCCACCUUUCUUCUCAUGCACAGAGGCCUGGACUCUUCCAGCCUUUUCCUGACAUCACAGGUUGUAGCACCAGCCCACACACUGAUGACCACGUGCUUGGCUUUAGGUCUGCCUUGGCACUUCCAGCCCUGCCCCCAAGGCCUCGUGCCCCACAGCACCAGGAAACUGGAAGGGACACAAGCAGAGCUAGGCAGUGAUUCCAGCCUCAGCCCAUCGGAGCCCACGUCUCCCCUGGUCAGACCUUCAAAUGGGGGUCACUGUCAGCUGGAUGGCACCAUGGGGUAGGAGGGAUUCAAUGCAGGACAGGGUAGGGUUUCAAAUAAGAAAGAUGAGGGUCCAAAACAGGAAGGGGUGGAGUGUGAAGCAGGAAAAGCCAGGGUCCAAACAGGAAAGACUUGAAAUGGCAAUUCCAGCAUUCCUCUAGUUAUGAUGCUGCUGCAUCUACUGGCCCCACAUCUUGUCAAAACACCUGCCUAGUGAGGCCUAGGCACCCAGGGUGGGGUGGGGUGGGGAGCUAAACCAGGGAAGGGUGAGAGAUCACCUAUGCCCUCCCUUGACAUGUGUUUUAACCACCCAUACAUCAUGCCCCCAUACUCACGCCAUGAUGCGCAUAGCAUUGCCUUGAAGUUUACAUUGUCACUGGUGUAGCAUCAAGCAAGCAUGGGGGUCUCUCCCCCUGGUGCAGGCCCCUGCCCCCCAACUCCACCUGCCCACACCCCAGGCCUGUGCAGAGGGUGGGGGCAGGGCCCAGCCCCCUCCCUCUCCUCUCACAUUCCCCCCUGUCGGGUUGUGUUUCUCUUGGUUUGUCUAUAUUAAUAUUUAUUUAUUUGGAGAUGUUAUUUAUUAGAUGGUAUUUAUUGCAGAAUUUCUAUUCUUGUAUUAACAAAUAAAAGGCUUCCUCCUUGA